AUGCCGCUGCUGUCAGACGAGACUCAGUACACGCGGGUGUCUGACGGAGACUCUGAGUCUUCACCAAGAGAGUCCCUCUCGUUUCUUGGUGCAUCUUCCCUGGGAAAGAACGUUGGAGGCAUUCGCUUCCUCUGGAUUCAUGGAGUCCUCGGAGCAUUCUGGUUAAUUGCAUUCUCUUCACUACUCUUCCUGAGAAGUAGACCACAUGCAGAUACCCUAAGUUAUCCAGAUCUCACAAGUCCUCUAUACCCAGCCCUUUCAUACGGCGAAUCGCGCUUCACAUCAGGGUUCGCACCUGACUUGUCGGCAUACCAAGGCAAACCUGACGAGACCAACAAUGCUUACUGGGAUAAGCUAACACACCCCGGGAUGGUCGCCUUGACGGAGGAAGAGCAUGCGAAACUCCCCUCAAAGAGUUCUCUCUUCAUCGAUGAUGACACCAAGGAGUCGGAUCCUCCGCUCUAUGUCGGUGCAGUAGAAGUAUUUCACCAGCUCCAUUGCUUAGACAUGCUUCGCAUGCAAGCAUACGGUGUCCUCAAAGAUUGGUACGACGUGCACAGCCCUGCCAAUGAACAUACGAUCCCAGCGCACCUCGAGCAUUGUAUCGAUUAUAUUCGUCAGUCAAUGAUGUGCAGGCCGAGCCUGGACAUCUUGCCCUUCAGAACAGACUCCGAGGGCCUCUUGCGACCUGUAUUUAACGGAACCAGAACAUGCGCAAACUUUGACAAAGUUCGUGACUGGGCCAUCGAGAGAAAAGCUGGCAAUUUGUCACCUCAGUGA
This is a messenger RNA of Trichoderma virens Gv29-8, 780 nucleotides long. RefSeq lists its product as uncharacterized. The record is from RefSeq and is a predicted model, not a curated record. Gene Ontology annotation, biological process: mycotoxin biosynthetic process. NCBI's taxonomy places the organism in Eukaryota, Fungi, Ascomycota, Sordariomycetes, Hypocreales, Hypocreaceae. The transcript has 2 exons. Bases 1 to 780 code for a protein of 259 amino acids.